Molecule: messenger RNA, 6543 nt
Organism: Bacillus rossius redtenbacheri
Lineage: Eukaryota; Metazoa; Arthropoda; Insecta; Phasmatodea; Bacillidae
Product: DNA replication ATP-dependent helicase/nuclease DNA2-like
Exons: 3
Coding region: 375-3623 (1082 amino acids)
Biological process (GO): replication fork reversal
Cellular component (GO): cytoplasm
Molecular function (GO): helicase activity; 5'-flap endonuclease activity
Source: RefSeq, a predicted model, not a curated record
AAAUUUGGCGGGAAUAUAGUAUACGUUAUUCGAUGUAAUUUGCUAAUUUACCACUGUGAUGUACGAAGUAUGAAAUACAGGAGAUAACAAUUGGUAUAUUUUUAAUAAUUUUGUGAUUUAAGUUAAUUAUUAAGACUAAAAUUUUUAUGACCAUUACAAGGAAAUAUUUUAAAGUAUGGUAGAUAUUGGUUUUUAUAUUUCUUGUGAGAUAAUCCUUGUGUGGUGUUCAAACUUCAAUUUAAUUUAGCCAAGAUUGAUUGGAAGGACCGAGGACCAGCGUGGAAAAUAUUGGGUCGAAGCCAAAUGGUUUUUAUGACAAUUUGCCGGAAUUGGUUGUAACCGAUCACCUCCUUAUUUUGUGUAUGGAAAAAUGAAUGGGACCUGACAGAAUGGAGCCACCCUGUAAACAGAUACGUUUCACUUCUUCUCUAACCGAGGAUUUAUUUUCACAAUUCGUACACAGUCCAAAAAAAGGUUUUGAGCGACAUAAAGGUGAUAUUUCUCUUGAAGGCUCUUUGCCCUUUGAUGAUGAAAAAGAUACAUUUUCGCUCCAGACACUUCAGAGAUGCGUGGUUAUGGACGUAUCGGAAGCGAAGAACGGGAAAAUACUAAAGUUACAAUCCCCUGGAACCCACAAGUACACAUCGUGUUUGGUGUCAGGCAUUUGGGACUUGUUAGAGUACAGACCUAAUGACAUAGUGAAUAUCCAGGCAUGCAGAUCACAAAAGGAUGAAUUCGAAUGGAUUAUUGAUUAUUCAAAUGGUUUUUUGGUGUACUGCCCAGACACCAUCAUCACACCUUCCACUAUAAUGUCGAGCUACCCCUGUGUUAGAAAGAGUAUUCUUUCGACCAAGUUCAGAGACGAUGGUUUUCCUGAGGUUGCUGCAGUUGGCAUUCUCAUCCACAAGCUUCUCCAGAAGUCUCUUACGUUGGGAUCGAGCAAAGAAGCUGAUGUCAAGGAGAUAGCAUUGGAGAUUUUGAGCUCACCUCAGUCAAAGAUGUGCUUGUACUCAUCGGGGCUAAACAAGAGUGCAGCAGAGGAGAAAGUUCUUCAGUUUGUGCCCAGAGUUGUCAAGUUCAUGAGGGACUUUGUGCAGCUAGACUCUGUCACCGCUCAGCGUAACCACAAGGCCCCACCGGGUUCCAAAGGCUGCUGGGAAGGUAAGAUUACUGCCGUGAGGGACAUAGAGGAGACGGUGAUGGAACCAAAGCUGGGUCUUUACGGGAAGAUCGACAUAACGGUUGAAGUUUCCAAAUGUGAGGGCGGCGGGGCAGUCAGGAAAUAUGUCUUGCCGCUGGAGCUGAAGACCGGGCGGCCGUCGUACUCGAUACAGCACUGGGGCCAAGUGGCUCUGUACUCGCUGAUGAAAAACACGAGCUCGGGCCUGCUGCUGUACCUGGCGGAUGGCAGCAUGCAGGAGAAGGUCACGAGGGACGUGGACAGAAACGGCCUGAUGCAGAGAAGAAACGAGAUAGUUUACCACAGAAAUAAGCUGCUUAACCCGUCUUUAGAUGAUUUCACUGGAACUUGUUUGAGCGAUAGUCUUCCCCCUCCGAUAAUGGAUAAAAGAAGUUGUGAGUAUUGCCAUGUGAAAACUGUUUGUGGUUCUUUCUUGAGGAGUAGAACGACAUCUGACAGUGUUUCGGAUGAUUUCCCUCCUCUUAGUUCUAGUUCCCACUUGACAGUUGAAGAAAUUGAAUAUUUUGUAAACAUGGCUGUGUGCUUACAGCUGGAAGAAUACGACAACAAAGGUUCAGGGAGUAAUUUGAGCGAUUUGUGGCUGGUUCCAGCCGUCGAGAGAGAAACAAAGGGAAGCUGUAUAAGUAACCUCAUCGUGAAGUCAGUGCAGACUACAGAUGAUGGUUUCGUACAUACGCUUGCUCGCUUCCCAGGUAACUCAAAAUUCCCAGUUGCUAAUCUUUCUGUGAGUGCAUUUGAAAGUGAGUCAUGGGUCUAUGUUAGCACUGAUGAUCAAUUUGGUUUUGCCCAAGGCUAUGUGAAAAAGGUUUUCGAGAAAUUUAUUUCUGUAUCUUUGGACAAAGAUAUACGGAAACAAUCUCAUGGUAAAAGGUUUCAUAUUGACUUGAAACACUAUGAUCAAAGCAACUCUUGCUUGUGGUCAAACUUGGGAGACCUCAUAUCCGAUAACCUUCCUGCAAAAAGACUGCGAAGCAUUCUCAUUGGCCGGUUACAAGCAAGCCCUAUUCAGGAAGGUCUUGAGAUAUUUCAUACUGUAAUGCCUCUGAUUACAGGACUUAAUGAUGACCAGGUGAAAGCAAUCUACAAUGUUUUAUUUUCAAGUGAUUUCACAGUCGUUCUGGGCAAACCCGGUACUGGAAAGACUAUGUUCAUUGUCGUGUUGGUACAAGUUUUGGUUGUCCUGAACCGCAGCGUACUUAUCACAAGUCACACACAUGCAGCUGUUGACAAAAUUCUUUUAGAAUUGCAGAAAAGGAACAUACAAUUUUUGAGAGUUGGUAAAAAAACCAGAAUCAAUCAAGAUAUCGAUAGUGAUUCCACAAUUGCAGCGGUCGAAGAAUCUGUGCUCACGCCAGACGACAUGAACAAACUGUUCAAGGAAGAACUCGUCGUCGGUUCCACUUGCUUAGGCACGAGGCAUUUCAUCUUCAAGGACAAGGUGUUCGAUUACUGCCUGCUGGACGAAGCGUCCCAGGUCAGCCAGCUGGAGGCGAUACGCCCGCUCAUGCUGUGCAGGAAAUUCGUGUUGGUGGGAGACACGAAGCAGCUGCCUCCGCUCGUCGUCAGCCGGAGAGCCGUGGAACUCGGGAUGUCCGAAAGCGUUCUGGAGCGCUUGAGCAAACGGCCGGGCCACACCGUGAGCGAGCUGAACUGCCAGUACAGGAUGAACCGCACCGUCAUGAGCCUCGCAAACAGGUUCGUGUACGACGGCAGGCUGGUGUGCGGUGCCGCCAACGAGCGCGACACGCUGGAGGCGCCCGGCUGGGGCGUCCUGGAGAGGAACGCCGGGAGCAACCCGUGGCUGCUGCGAGUCCUGUCCGCGAGGCUGGAGGACGCGGUCGCCGUCGUGGACACGGGAGACGUCCGCCACGUGGAAACCCAGGACGGCCGCGUCCCGGAGCUCCGGGACGGCGCGCUGAGGACCGUCAACCUGGCAGAGGCCGGGCUGGUGUACUUUGUGGUGUCGGGCCUUCGCGUGGCGGGGGUGAGGGCCGAGGACGUCGGCGUGAUGGCGCCCUACCAGCAGCAGGUCGGCCUGCUCAAGAGGGUGUUUGCCGCGAAGUCCGACUACCACGGGCGCAUCUCCGUCAGCACGAUAGACCAGUACCAGGGCCAGGAGAAGUCUGUCGUGGUGAUCACGUGCACCCGGUCGUCCCCCAACAGGGCUGCGGACUCCGGCCGCGGCAGCAUCCUCGACGACGCGAAGCGCCUGACCGUGGCCAUCACCAGGAGCAAGCACAAGCUCAUCAUCAUCGGCAACGUGCAACUUCUGAUGGAUAAUUUUUCAGAAAUGAACAAACUGUUUUCUUGCAUUGAAGAGAACAAUAAAAUUAGCUGCAAAGAUCUUGAUUGGGGUUAUAUGGUGAGGAAGACACUCAAAUAUUUGGAUAAAUGUGAUAAUUCGCGUGGUCAGUUUUUAUAAUUAAAUUUUUCUUGUUAGUGGUUUUUUAAUGUAAUUUUUUAUAUGUUUUUUUUGGACAAAAAUGUGGUUGUGAACACGUGUGUGCUUUUUCGUGGUACAUAACUCAGUAUGUUUUUUACAUUGUGAUAAAUGUGUUGUAAAUAAAUAGGUUACUGUUUUUAUUUGCCAUUAUAGUUGGUGAUUUCUGCCCUGUAAGUUUAUUUAAUAAUUUAACAGUAAAUAGCAGUUUGACUGAACUGUAGUACAUUCUAUAUACUUUUGCGCAUGGCGUAUAAAUUUUGAUAGUUUUUUGUAAUAUGUAAGAGUAUUGGAUCUAAGUACAGUAGAACCUCACAUAUCCGACCAUGACGGGACCGGGCCAUGGUCGGAACGGCCAAAGGUUCGGAUAUCCGUAGGAGCAAAAAAAAAGCCUUUCCCAGCUAUACAGUGUGUACAGUAAUACAACUUUAUUUGUAAAAAUGUUGCUGUAUACAUUUCAAACAUUUACUUUUGUUAAAUUAUAAAUGAGACGAUAAAUACAAUGUAAACAUACCUUAUUUAAAGAAUUCAGUAAUGUAUUUUUAUUUCAGUUUUGCCAAAUCUUGAUUUUGCAGAAGUGUCCCUCCACUUUUUCUACCCACAAUACAUUACGUUACGUUUAAAAAAAACACAGAACAGUACAAGAUUAUAGUAGGAGCACAUUCUGCACCAACAAUCACGGCUGAACUGAACAGUUUGCGACACGAAGACAUAUUGUAGAUGCGUCACUUUUUAAAGUCUGAACAGGCUCGCCAACCACGGAGACUAGGUCGGAUAUCCGGAGGAGUCGGUUGUGGGAAGGUCGGAUAUGAGGGGUUCUACUGUAUUGAAGAUUGUUCGUGUUGACAGAGGUAUAGUCACAAGUACUAACACACGACUCAUAAAUUUAGCUUUGGAUUAAUUUGUUAUUGUAAAUUAUUUCUUGCAGUUAAUCUUAAGUGUACCUAUGUUUUAAUUUUAUAUUCAGCAAAAUAAUUUGAUUGAAAUUUACAAUUUUAACACCUGUAUACCAAGAUAUUAGCAGUUAAGGUUUUUUUUUUGCAUGUGAUCUGUUAACACUUUUUAUAAAUAUAUAUUUUUAUAUCUCUUACCAUUAUGCAAGCAUUAAAUUAUGUAUGUUCUAAAAGUUUGUAGCAGUGUUUGUAAAUAUUUCUUUAUGAUUUUAAGCCUAAAAAAUAUUAUGUAUCUGAACUUUGUGUAACUCAUUUAAUUCGUGUACUUAUUUGAUACCCAUAAUGAGAACUAUUUUCGGAGUAGCGUUUGAAACAUUUUUUACCCCCCAUUUAUACUGUUCAGUAUGCUCUUUUAAGGGUGAAUCCGGAAAAAGAAGGGGGGGGGGGGGGGGGCAGCUGUCUCACCUUUCGAAGUGGGAAAAAUUAAAACGAGGAGCGAGAAGCAGUAGUUGGAGAUUAUUUGUAACUAACCUUACAAACUCGAUGACGUAGGGCCUUGCACGUCCUUAUCUGCAUGUCGGUAGUAUGUGCCCGGACACCACCGUAUGUUUGUCAGGCACUUGGACCCGGUGAAGACUCCCUAACAGGGUCGUGAGGUCGCCUGUGUGUGGACGAGACUCGAACUGCUCUACCUAAACCUCCUCAGUCCUCCCAGACCUGGUCCGCCCUAGGUAUCGGACAUGCUUACACGAAGGGCGGGCUCCUAGAGGCGGCCCACGCACCUGAUACCAGAAGUCGAUGUGCGAUAAGGAACUAAACACAUCCCACAUUUAUUGGCAUUGUUACUUAUGCGCAGCUUACACAUCUGUUGCUACAAUACUUUCAAAAUGCCUCGUGGCACGAAUCGGCAUAGUUGUAGUUGUGUCACCCUCGUGACCGAAAUGUUACGUACGCAGUAAUUUCAAAGUCGCUUAUAAAGGGUUAAAAAUUAUUAUUUAAACAGUUAGCCUCCUGCGGAUAGUUGCAAAAUGAUUGAGGACAUUUAGGUGAAAUAACAGAAGUAAGCAGACAGUGAUGACAAGGUAUGCGGUCUCUUCUGGGGUGUAGAUGCCUCCUACCAGUGGCAGGGCUUGAUCGAAGACUGGGUGGGACUCUUCCCGCCUCUUUAAUGACCGUAGUGUUACUAUAUCCGUUCCGCUUAAGUUCCGAAACUUAUACGAGAAACACUUCACAUAACUACAACAUAUUAAGUUAAGUUAAGUUAAAAAAAACCUUUACAGUUGCUGUAUUUUAAUAUGUACGAUUGCAAAUAAUAUUGUUGCUCUGGGGUGCGUCCCGGAAUGUCUGAGGCUACCAGAAUACAUUAGAAUUAAUAAGGUUAUUUAAUAAAAAAAGUUGUUCGUUGUUGCUGAAAAGAAACAGAGCCUUUGGGGAGUAAAAGGAAAAAAAAAUAUUACUAUGUUACAUUUUAAUGUGUUUAUGGGAAUGUGUACUGCAUUUAACGCAGUCACUCGUACCCACUUCUGGGUCGACAGUGUGCUAUUUAAACACUGGCAUGCGUCGCUCGCACGCACGCACACACAUACACAAACACACACGUAGAUAGAUUGUUGUUGUUUAUUAUUGUAUGGCUCCAUGUAACCUCUUCAACCAUGAAAGAGGUUUAAUUCCGAAAAAUGGCCCCCCCCCAUCCCUCUUUUCUGUCAAAAAUUCCCACAUUCAUUCUGUUUUGAGCUGGAUACGACCUUGCAUACCUACAUUAUAUUAAUAUUAGUCUAAUAGUUUAAAUAGUUAAAUUUUUUUAAAUUACCAUCUAGAUGGAAUCUCAGUUGUAUUCAUUGUGGGUUGAGUAUGAAAUGAAUAUGUAUCACUGUUAUUAUUAUGAUCCCAAAUGUGGACUGAAAAGUGACCAUUGAUCUGUUAACCUAGUACACUGUAAAAUAAAAUGUUUUAUGAGACCCACUAAACAUUUUUUAAAUGAAUAAACCCUGGAUUUUUUUAGCAUUUAA